AUGGAGAACUCCUCCCUUCCUGAAAUCAAUUCCUCAUGUGCAGACUGCUCUGGAAAAGGACAUGGGAGUCUGAAUAUGUCCACUACUCCAGUAAGCCUCGGGUACUACAUCACAGUGCCUGUCAUCUACUCAGUCAUCUGUGCUGUGGGACUGACAGGCAGCACUGCUGUCAUCUAUGUAAUCCUCAAAGCACCAAAGAUGAAAACAGUAACCAACAUCUUCAUCCUCAACCUGGCCAUUGCUGAUGAGCUCUUUACCUUGGUGCUGCCCAUCAACAUUGCUGACUACCUGCUCCUGCAGUGGCCCUUCGGAGAGCUCAUGUGCAAGCUCAUCAUCUCCAUAGACCAAUACAACAUUUUCUCCAGCAUCUACUUGCUCACUGUCAUGAGCAUUGACUGCUACCUCGUCGUGGCAGCCACCACCAAGUCCAGGAAGGUGUCCUACCGCACCUACUGAGCAGCCAAGAUUGUGAGCCUCUGUGUCUGGUCCUUUGUCACUGUCAUCAUCCUGCCCUUCGCCAUCUUUGCUAAGAUACACAAGGAGCAGGGGCGCUCCCACUGCGUCUUCGUGUUCCCCCACCCCAAGAGCAUGUGGUGGAAAGGCAGUCAGAUCUACACCCUUAUUUUAGGUUUUGUCAUCCCAGUGUCCACCAUCUGCACCCUGUACACGACCAUGCUGUGCAGACUGAGACGUGUGCAGCUCUACUGCAAUGCAAAAGCUCUGGACAAAGCAAAAAAAAAAAAAAAGGUGACGCUGAUGGUGGUUGCUAUCCUGGGUGUGUGCCUGUUCUGCUGGACGCCCUUCCACCUUAGCAUGGUGGUGGCUCUCAUCAUGGACAUCCCCCAAACUCCACUCGUCAUUGGAAUUUCCUAUUUCAUCACCAGCCUAAGCUAUGCCAACAGCUGCUUCAGCCCUCUCCUGUACGCCUUUCUGGAGAGCUUUCUCAGACUGACAGAUUGCAGAACCACCUCAUAAAGCCAGCCCAGCACUCUGCUCUGUCCUGUGUCCCUCUCACAGUCACCAGCUUUUCCUGGGUGAUUCCAGCCCAGAGAGUGCUUUCUCUCCAGUCUCCUUGUGAUGGCUCACAGGGCUUCAGGUUGUCUUACUACCCAAGACAUGAAUUGGGGCCAGGCGGAUCUCACCUGUCCUGCACUCAUUUCCUUGGUACUGCUUUCCUUGCCCCAUUUUUUUAUUAGUUUAUUUGUUGUUACUUUUUUUUUUUUAAUUCCUUCUCUCUAAUGCUCU
Vidua chalybeata is the source of this 1245-nucleotide messenger RNA. It is a transcript of the gene NPBWR1, whose product is annotated as neuropeptides B and W receptor 1. Gene Ontology annotation, molecular function: neuropeptide receptor activity; neuropeptide binding. Gene Ontology annotation, biological process: neuropeptide signaling pathway. Gene Ontology annotation, cellular component: membrane; neuron projection. The record is from RefSeq and is a predicted model, not a curated record. NCBI's taxonomy places the organism in Eukaryota, Metazoa, Chordata, Aves, Passeriformes, Viduidae.